This is a messenger RNA of Euleptes europaea (tarantolino), 2061 nucleotides long. It is a transcript of the gene TBC1D15, whose product is annotated as TBC1 domain family member 15. Gene Ontology annotation, biological process: activation of GTPase activity. The record is from RefSeq and is a predicted model, not a curated record. NCBI's taxonomy places the organism in Eukaryota, Metazoa, Chordata, Lepidosauria, Squamata, Sphaerodactylidae. Bases 73 to 2061 code for a protein of 662 amino acids. The transcript is spliced from 17 exons. Gene Ontology annotation, molecular function: GTPase activator activity.
GGGGGUGGGGUUGUUGUGAAGCAGCGGGAACACGUGAAGAGGGCAACGUCACCAUAAACACUAGUAGCCAACAUGGCGGGUCCUGUGAGCGGAAAGGUUGUGUAUGAGCAAGAAGGGGUUUUCAUUCACUCUUCCAGUGGAAACGAUGAUCAGGACUGCUUACUGUCUGGAAUACUGCGGGUCAUAGAAAAGGAAACUGAAGUGAUAGUAGAUUGGAGACCUAUGGAUGAUUCAUUAGACUCUUCUAAUAUACUGUAUGCUAGAAAGGAUUCCAGUUCAGUUGUAGAGUGGGCGCAGACUCCUAAAGAGAGGAAUCCACGGGGGCCAGAACAUAUGAACAGUUAUGAGGCAGAAUGGGAUAUGGUCAACACAGUCUCUUUUAAGAAGAAGCCUCAUUCAAAUGGAGAUGCUACUGUUCAUACAAAUGGAGAAAGCAAGUGGUCCUUUCUGUUCAGCUUAACAGAUUUAAAGAACAUUAAGCAAAACAAAGAAGGAAUGGGAUGGUCCUAUUUGGUGUUCUGUUUAAAGGAUGAUGUUGUUCUUCCAGCUCUUCACUUUCACCACGGAGACAGCAGUUUAUUGAUUCAGUCUCUUGAAAAAUAUGUGGUGCUCUGCGAAUCUCCAAAUGACAGAAGAAUUCUUGUGAAUUGUCACAGUAUUUCACAGUCAUUUGACAGUCUCCUUGAUGAACCAACAUAUGGUCUAAUACAGAAACUGAAGAAAGAUCCUUACACAGCAACAAUGGGAGGAUUUUCCAAAGUGACCAACUUCAUUUUUGAUAGUUUACGUGGGAGCGAUUCAUCAGCUCAGCAGCGGCCACCGUCAGAAAUGGCAGACUUCAUUAGUGAUGCCAUUCCAGGACUAAAAAUAAAUCAACAGGAAGAACCGGGAUUUGAAGUCAUUACACGAAUUGAUUUGGGGAAACGGCCUGAAGUUCACAGAAGGCAGCCAGUAUCCAUUGAAGAAUGGACAAAGAACAUGGAUUUUGAAGGAAGAAUCUUAAAUACUGACUCUAUGAAGCAAAUGAUAUUCAAAGGGGGACUUUGUCAUGCUUUACGAAAGGAAGUGUGGAAAUUUCUCUUGGGUUAUUUUUCUUGGAAUAGUACUAGGGAAGAGAGAGCCAGUGUGCAAAAAAGAAAAACAGAUGAAUAUUUUAGGAUGAAGCUCCAGUGGAAAUCCGUCAGUGAAGAACAAGAAAAAAGAAACUACAGAUUGAGAGACUACAGAAGUCUUAUAGAAAAAGAUGUAAACAGGACAGACAGAACAAACAAGUUUUAUGAAGGCCAAGAUAAUCCUGGAUUGAUUUUGCUUCAUGACAUUUUGAUGACCUAUUGUAUGUAUGACUUUGACUUAGGCUAUGUUCAAGGAAUGAGUGAUUUGCUUUCUCCUAUUUUAUAUGUGAUGGAGAAUGAAGUGGAUGCUUUUUGGUGCUUUGCACUGUACAUGGAUCAAAUGCAUCAGAAUUUUGAGGAGCAAAUGCAGGGUAUGAAGACACAGCUAAUUCAGCUCAGCACUUUGCUUCGCUUGCUAGAUAGUGAAUUUUGCAGUUACUUAGAAUCUCAAGAUUCAGGAUACCUUUAUUUUUGCUUCCGGUGGCUUCUAAUAAGAUUUAAAAGGGAAUUUAAUUUUCAAGAUAUUCUUCGUUUAUGGGAGGUAAUGUGGACAGAGUUGCCUUGCCAGAACUUCCAUCUUCUUAUCUGUUGUGCUAUCCUGGAAUCUGAAAAGCAGCAAAUAAUGGAGAAACAUUAUGGCUUUAAUGAAAUACUGAAGCAUAUCAAUGAGCUGUCUAUGAAAAUCAAUGUGGAAGAAGUACUUUGCAAAGCAGAUGCCAUUUCUAUACAGAUGAUGAAUUGCAAGGAAUUGCCUCAAGGAGUCUGCGAGGUCUUGGGAUUAGAGAACAGUGCCGUGACGACGCCAGACUCGGACACCGGGGAAGAGGAGACUGCAGGAGGCGUCAAUGGCGCUGCACUGUCACAUCCAGGGCUCUCCGUGCCUCCGGCUGUGAGCAAUGGAACAAAGGAGAGCACUGAGCAGGAGGCCCACCCCCCUGCCACCGAUUGA